CCACCUUUCGCCAUCAUCGCGAUCAUCACACCCACACAUUGACUGAUCGCAACUCGCAGCCAUGCCGCCCUUCAAGGACGACCAGAUAAUAAUUAUCGCGCCGGGGUCAGAGACCACCGUCGCCCAGCUCGGCCUGCCCGAGUCCUUCACACCGGCCCGCCUGCGCGUGCGCUCGCGCAUGUUCGCCGCCGAAAAGGACGGCGAGUGGGAGCCCUUCAAAGUGCGCCGGCGCCAACCAAAGCCCGCUGCCGCCGCCGAUGCGACAACCUCAACAACCACUGUACCGCCGCCCGACGCAACCGCCGCCAACGGCGACGACGAUCUCGAGUACGAGGAGGACCGCAUCACAGAAGAUGGCGCUGUGUGGCCCAUACAGGACGGCCGCAUCGUCAAUUGGUCCUGCUUCUUCGCCCUCAUCACCCACGUCUACAACGCCCUGAAUCCGCCCUUCCACACCCCCAUUCUUCUCAUCGCUCAGCCUGUGUGGACCCCCAAGGAGCACGAGAAGCUGACCCAGUUCUUCUUCGAGAAGUUCAAGACGCCCGCAUUCAGCCUCAUGGACGCCGCUCUGGCCACCGCAUGGGCAUACGGCAUACAUACCUCGACCGUCAUCGACGUAGGCAAGGGCAAGGUGGAUGUCACGGCCAUUAGUGAAUUUAUACCACACACCCAGGGCCGCGUCAUGUCCCUAUCUGGUUAUGGAGGCGAAGCGCUGACCCAGCAGCUUCUGGCGAGAUUAAAGUCAAAGGGUCUGAACAGAGAAAUGUGCGAACAGCUCAAGAGAAGUCCCAUCUGCGAAAUCCUACCCCCAGACACCCCGCUCCCAGGUACGCAAGAGGCCGAACAGGAAGUCGUCACCAACCCCGCCGCUGCGGCAUCCACUGGCGCCCCGGGAUCGGGCCCUGCCGCCGCCGCGACGAUAGGCAAUGCUCCCCGCGGACCUGGCGCCGAUACCGAAGUUGGCGACGAUACAAACCCAGAAGAGGCCGAGGGUGUCCUUGACGUUGCAAGUAUUGUGGCCGGGGGUAAAAUGGAGGAAUAUUUGGCCAAGAAGGAUAAGGAAAAGCAGGAGAAGGUGGUCGCGAAAAAGAAGGGUGCCAGUGAAGCGGCAGCAGCCAACGCCGCCAAACCAGUCAGGCUGCCCAACUCGAAACGUGAAAAGGCCGCAUUUCUGUACGAAGACCACGCGCUGUUGGACAAUCUUAAAAACAUGAACCUAGGAAGCGAAAAGUUGGCCGAAGCACACGCUGCGCUCGACGAAGGCCCGCAAAGAAAAGGAGAGGAAGCAGGCGAAGGCGAGCCCGCUACAGGAGUGGAAACCAAUGGCACGGGUGAGGCCACUUUGUCGAAUACCCGAAACGGGUCUAUCCGACGAGAAAUCGAAGUUGGUACUGAGCGUUUCCUACCAUCCGAAAGCCCCAUGUUCGAGACAAUCGCAGACGCUGUACACCGUACCAUCUCCUCGGUAGACGAGGUCAACAAGCGCAGCGAACUUUGGGAUGCGAUAGUAGUCUGUGGAAACGGAUCCAAAGUACGAGGCUUCAAAGAAGCUCUCCUCGCGACCAUCCAAGCCAAAUACCUCAUCUCGCCCUCCUCAGCCACAAUCUUCACCUCCGAAAUCCCCUCCAACAUCUCCACCCCAACCGGCACCGGCGCAAACACCCCGCAACCCUCAUCCACCCCUCAUGGCAUGCCCGCCGCCCCCUCUCACGUGAACCCCCUGCUCUACGCCGCUACAACUGCCCAAACCCAACACCUCAUGCCCUCGUCCCAACACGGCGGUAGUCCCAUCCCCAACCCCCUCCAAGGCCUGUCCUCGCACAACCAGCACUCAUCGCACGGCCAGACCCCUACCUCUAUCAAACUUGUCAAACCCCCAGAGUAUUUUCCAGAGUGGAAAGAAGUCGGAUUCGAUGAGAGCGCGUUUUUGGGCGCGCAGGUUGCUGCAAAAGUUAUUUUCGUCGUGGAUCAGGGCCAGAAUAAGGGGUAUAUGACCCGUCCGGAUUAUAAUGAGCAGGGCCCGCAGGCUAUUCAUGAUUAUGCUUUGUAG
Periconia digitata is the source of this 2050-nucleotide messenger RNA. NCBI's taxonomy places the organism in Eukaryota, Fungi, Ascomycota, Dothideomycetes, Pleosporales, Periconiaceae. The record is from the annotation of a GenBank genome assembly.